Bufo gargarizans (Asiatic toad) is the source of this 1474-nucleotide messenger RNA. Its product is annotated as zinc finger CCCH domain-containing protein 3-like. The transcript has 3 exons. The record is from RefSeq and is a predicted model, not a curated record. NCBI's taxonomy places the organism in Eukaryota, Metazoa, Chordata, Amphibia, Anura, Bufonidae. The annotation marks the transcript as partial.
GCCUGUCAGGCGAGCCGGGCGCGGAGGUGACGCCAUCUUUACUGCUGGCAGGAGAGAAGGUGACAGGGUUGUAGAAAGUAGACGCCCGCCGGGCACACAGCGGGCUCGGCUGGAGCUGCGGGCAUCGCCCUGGAUGAGGUGGAGCGGCCAAGCUGAGGUGCUCGGGCGCAUCUGCUGCGUCAUCACCGCGCGUCCAGCGGCGCCGCCGAGUUGUUUCCCAACAUGGCCGAGGAGAAGGAGUCUCUAAGGAGGCAAAUCCAGCUGUUACAAGGUCUGAUCAACAGUCAUAAAAAUAUCCACGGCGAUGCCCCCGCAAAUCCAAGAUGGCAGCCGCCGGCCCAGCCCUGUGGAGGAUACCGGCAGCCAAAUCAGAGCAGCUGGAGGAAGAAGUAUUCACUGGUUAAUCGGACAGCGCAAGCAGCGGACGCCUCCGCCGUGUCUGCGGGUGAGAGCGGCGCCCGAAAAGUACCCUCAGCCAUUAUCGUCUCCGAAAAAUUGGGGCAGACAACGUUAUCCGGAAACAAGGACAAGCCAGCUGACGCGUCCGCCUUCAAAUGGCAAAGUGCCGCCGCUCAAGGUGGUCGGGCGCGUCCUAAACCCUCGGUGACGGCCUCUGUGCCAUCCACAUCUGUAUCGAUGGGGCCCCGACCCUUAGACUCAGGGGGCCACAAGGAAAUCCUCAGGGGAGCGUCCAAGACGCAGCAGAAAGUGUCCUGGACGCCAUUGAAUAGAAGUUCUCCAGCUCAGGUACCGGCAGCAGCCCAGCCCCCCUUGAAGAAGACCCCUGUGUCCCUCCCCAAGACUGAAGUGAAAUGUGCACCCCCCAAACCCAGCGCCGCGUCCUCACACCGGACCCCGAGCGCCCCCCAGAAAAGCAAUGAAACCUCCAAAAGUCAGAAGGCGAAAUACAUCUGGGUGGCGGAUUCUCGUAAAGCCCCCCCUGCUGCCAAGAAAGUCAGUCCCAGGAGGGCGUCUGCUGAGGAGAAGUCCCUCGAGGCCACAGCUGCGGUGAAAGGGAAGAAAAAUGGCGCAAACCCAAAGGCACCGGCCCUCAAGAGUCGAUACAAGUGGAAAGCCGAGAACCUUGUGUCUUCCCGAGAAGCUCCGGUCACUCCCGCCUUACAGAGGGGGGCUCCGAGGCCCAGCUCAGCGACUCCCCAACAUAGCAAGGCUCCAGCAGUGAUGGCGGCCGCAGCCUCGUUCAGGAGCUCGCCACAUUCCGGCUACAAGGUGAAAAGCAAAACGAAGAUCAUUAGGAGAAGGAGCACGUCAAGGUCUCCUGCAGAUAAGAAGUCUCCUGAGGCUCCUCUGAUGGUGAAGAGCCGUUACUCGCUGCGCAGGCGGAGCUCUCCUCGCAUGAAAUCUCCGUCUACAGUGAAAAGAAGUUCCCCCCGGGGUCUGGUCCACAUCUCCAAACACCGACUACGAAGACUGCCCCCUCCUGGCAAGCAGCAGCCUUCCCCCACCCGAGAAG